Messenger RNA from Adineta steineri, 1584 nucleotides. The record is from the annotation of a GenBank genome assembly. Lineage: Eukaryota; Metazoa; Rotifera; Eurotatoria; Adinetida; Adinetidae.
AUGGCGAACAAUAAAUCAAUAAUAUCUGUUCAAACCAAUAUACAAACUAAUACUAAACAUAUAUCAAACUUUUCCAAGGAUGCAGUUGCAAAUCGACGUAUUAACAUGCAAAGAAUGCAAAAUAUCAUCUCAAUCAGCUUUGUGGCAUCGAACAAAAAGUUGGAUCAAUUAGAUCCAUCAUUUAUGUAUACUCAGAUCUUGAAAGAGACCCUAUUAACCAUCAACUUCGAAGACAAACAUAUUAAACAAUUUAUUACUUAUUGUCGUAAAGCAUUUACCAAAAAAGGUUAUAAUUUACAUAAUAUUGAAAAACUGGAACGUGAUUAUCAUAAUCGAACACCUAUUUGGUGGUAUACUUCUGAAUGCUUUUUACAUUCUAUGCUCAAUCAAGCAUUAAGAUCAAUGGAUGUUGAUAUUAUUGUUCGAAUGGGUUUCUUUAUUAAUGAUCUACAUCGUGAUAUUCAACGACUCCAUUCGGAACAAUUUCUUGGUCAACAAUCUGUUGAAACAUUUACAGUUUAUCGUGGACAACGUCUUUCAAAGGAAGAUUUUACCAAAAUGAAAAAUGCUGAAGGUGGACUUCUUUCAUUUAAUAACUUUCUAUCAACUAGUAGAAAACGCGAUGUUUCUUUCUUCUUCGCACCACAAGAUGCAAUAGAACCUGAUAUUGUUGGAAUUUUAUUUGUUAUAUCAGUUAAUCCUUCUCAUUCAACAACUCCAUUUGCUUCUGUUGGUGAUGCUAGUUAUUUUCAUACAGAAGAUGAAGUUCUCUUCUCUAUGCAUACUAUUUUUCGUAUUGAAGAUAUUCAACCGAUAGAUGGAAGUACUUAUGUUUAUCAAGUGAAUUUAACAUUGACCAGUGAUAACGAUCAAGAUCUUCGCAAUCUUACUGAUCAUAUACGACAAAAGACCUUUUCAAAUUCGACAGGAUGGUACGGAUUAGGUGAAUUGCUAAUAUAUAUGAGUCGGUUUAAUAAGGCUCAAGAAGUUUAUGAAGAUUUACUUUAUCAAACAACGAAUAAAAGUGACAAGGCACCUAUUUAUCAUCAACUAGGUCGAAUCAAACGUAAUCAAGGAGAAUAUCAAAAAGCACUUUUUUAUUAUGAGGAGGGUCUUGAAAUUCAACAACAACAAUCUCUUCCUUCCAAUCAUCGUAGUUUUGGUAGUUUCUAUAACAACAUCGGUAAUGUACAUUACUGCAGAGGUGAUUAUCCAAAAGCACUUUUUUAUUAUGAGGAGGGUCUUAAAAUUCAUCAACAAUCAAUUCCUUCUAAUUACUCUGAUUUGGGUGAUUCCUAUAACAACAUCGGUAAUGUGUAUCACAGAAUGGGUGAUCAUUCAAAUGCACUUUCUUAUCAUGAAAAAUCCCUUGCAAUCAAACAACAAUCACUUCCUUCCAAUCAUCCUGAAAUAGGUGGUUCGUAUAACAACAUCGGUAAUGUGUAUUAUAACAUGGGUGAUUAUUCAGAAGCUCAUUCACUCUAUGAAUGUGCUGUACAAAUUUGGCAAAAAUCAUUACCAUCAAACCAUCUAACUCUUCAACAACGAAGAAACACUCUCAAACGCUUGGAAAAGAAAUUAUAA